Pomacea canaliculata is the source of this 1028-nucleotide messenger RNA. RefSeq lists its product as uncharacterized. NCBI's taxonomy places the organism in Eukaryota, Metazoa, Mollusca, Gastropoda, Architaenioglossa, Ampullariidae. The transcript is spliced from 2 exons. The coding region runs from base 426 to 1028 and encodes 200 amino acids. The record is from RefSeq and is a predicted model, not a curated record.
GAUUGCAAGAUACUACAUAAUGGUCAACAUAUAGCUGAGAAAGAUUAAAAUUUUCCCCAUGCAUACUUUUUGUUAACAAAAUGUGUAAAAUAAUUAUUUGUCCAUGAUAACUGGUUUGCAUGUGACAGACUUGCCCAUAGUUAUGUAGUGUUUUUCGAACGCAAGCUACCUUUUCGUACACAAUAUUAUCUGGAACUAAAAGCUUCACAUGCACUUUCGCUCUGUCAUUCUGCAGUAAUAAUUUGUGUAAAUGAUUAAUGUCUAUUUUAUUUGAUUCAUGCCAAAUAUUAAAAGAACAAUUUAUGUAGCAAACCCUUCCACCAUUAAAAUCUUAACACAACACUUCUAUGCAGCCAUGAUAUAAUGUUUUAUUGCAAUAUCUUUCAGUGGAACACCUGCAGGCAAAAUUUGCCAGUUUGCGAAAUAUGUUUGCGAGGGAACUUCGCAAGAAGAACCAAACUAAAAUAAGCGGGGCGGGCACUGAAGAUCUGUACCGGUCUACAUGGCCCUAUUUUCAGCACCUGCAGUUUUUGCUGCCUGUAAUGUCCAUCACAAAACCCACAGUGACAAACUUGGAUACAGAUACACCAGUGUCUGAAGGGGAGAUGGUGACUGAAGAGGACCAAAAUGAAGCUCAAAUUCAUACAAGUUCCGAAGGGGUGGGGAACACUUCCAUCGAAUGGGAGGAUGGAAAUGCAAUGGCAGAAACUGCAGAGACACCAGAACAAAACUUUGUAAAAAGUAAUAAAAAAAGAAAACGAAAUGCAUCUGGUGACCUUACUGACUGUGUCCUACAGUAUUUCCAAAAGAAAAAGCAAGAAGACAACAGAGAUGUAAUGUCAUUUAACAACGCAGAUCAUGUAUGGGCAAUGCAUCUUGUACAUGGCACCUCAAAGAUAUCAAAUGAAUCACAAAGAGAGCUGCUUAAAAUAGAAAUGCAAGAACUUCUUCAGAAGUAUCAGAGAGCACAGUUAAUGAGCAGAGCAACAGCAAUAUGUGAUUAUUUCCUAGGAGACUUCCUAAAAUGA